Messenger RNA from Coffea eugenioides, 3048 nucleotides. RefSeq names its product protein CHROMATIN REMODELING 25. Gene Ontology annotation, cellular component: nucleus. Lineage: Eukaryota; Viridiplantae; Streptophyta; Magnoliopsida; Gentianales; Rubiaceae. Bases 8 to 2794 code for a protein of 928 amino acids. Gene Ontology annotation, molecular function: DNA translocase activity; ATP binding; ATP-dependent chromatin remodeler activity. The record is from RefSeq and is a predicted model, not a curated record. Gene Ontology annotation, biological process: double-strand break repair via synthesis-dependent strand annealing; reciprocal meiotic recombination. The transcript is spliced from 21 exons.
AUAAGAAAUGGAAGACGAAGACGAUGCGCUGACCGAUCCAGACUCCAGCGAUACCGGCGACGACUUCACCUGUGAAUCCGAAGACGAUCCAGACUACAAAUCAUCCACUAGCGACAACGAUGGUCACGAUAUCGACGCCGAAACAUCCAACAUUUAUCCAGCUCCGGCAAACCAAGACAGAAAGUUGCAAAACGUCGACGCUCUUGUCAGGGGAAAUCUAGUAGUGAAAAGGCAGUCAUUACUUCCACGAGUUUAUUCUGUGACGGAUGCAGCAGCUAGUGUUAGGAAGCCAUUUAAACCUCCUUGCUCAAAUGGCUACUGUGAUAACAAUGAACAGCUAGCACGACGCCUGUGGGCUCGGAAAAGGUUUGUGCCCUGGGGUUCCUCGAGACCGGCUUUGCUUGGUAUUACAAAUAGGCUAAACGUCUCUGAGACUGCUGAGACAGAUGUGGUGGAAGAGAGUGUGGAAUUACCACCCGGACUUGAACCUUUGGUGUUAUGGCAGCCUGAGGAGGUGGACUGUAACUCGACAACAAUUAUAGUGGAUCCCUUGCUUGUAAAGUUCCUUCGGCCCCAUCAAAGGGAAGGGGUCCAAUUCAUGUUCGAAUGUGUUUCAGGAUCAUUAAGUUCUGCUAACAUCAAUGGAUGCAUUUUGGCAGAUGAUAUGGGUUUGGGGAAAACAUUGCAGUCAAUCACGCUGCUGUAUACUCUCCUUCGUCAGGGGUUUGAUGGGAAACCAAUGGUAAAGAAGGCAAUUAUUGUGACACCGACCAGUCUUGUGAGUAAUUGGGAGGCUGAAAUUAAGAAGUGGGUCGGCGAGAGAGUUAAGCUUGUUGCCCUAUGUGAAAGCACUCGUGAUGACGUUGUCUCUGGCAUUGACAGUUUUGUCAGUCUGCAAAGCACUUUACAGGUAUUAAUUGUUUCGUACGAGACCUUUCGGAUGCAUUCUUCAAAGUUUAGUCAGAGUGAAUCCUGUGACCUCCUCAUAUGUGAUGAAGCCCACAGGCUGAAAAAUGACCAAACACUGACUAAUAGAGCAUUGGCAGCUUUAUCAUGCAGGCGGCGCAUUCUAUUGUCUGGGACUCCAAUGCAAAAUGAUUUGGAGGAGUUCUAUGCCAUGGUCAAUUUUACUAAUCCAGGAGUCUUGGGUGAUGCUGCAUAUUUUCGUCGUUACUAUGAGAUGCCAAUCAUUUGUGGUAGAGAACCCACGGCUACCGAAGAAGAGAAGAAGCUAGGUUCUGAGCGGUCUGCUGAGUUGAGUGCCAGAGUAAACCAGUUUAUAUUGAGGAGGACUAAUGCAUUGUUGUCGAAUCAUCUGCCGCCAAAGAUAAUUGAAGUUGUUUGUUGCAAGUUGACAUCUCUCCAAUCAGAGCUCUAUAAUCACUUCAUACAUUCAAAAAAUGUCAAACGAGCAAUUACUGAAGAUACGAAACAAUCAAAAAUCUUAGCUUACAUAACAGCUCUUAAGAAGCUCUGUAAUCAUCCAAAGUUGAUAUACGAUACAAUAAGAAGUGGGAGUCCGGGAACAUCUGGAUUUGAGGACUGCUUGCGCUUUUUCCCUCCAGAGAUGUUUUCAGGAAGAUCUGGAUCAUGGACUGGUGGUGAUGGCACAUGGAUUGAACUGUCAGGAAAAAUGCAUGUGCUUGCUCGUUUACUGGCUCAUCUCCAUCAGAGAACUAACGACCGAAUUGUUCUAGUCUCAAACUACACACAGACAUUGGACCUUUUUGCGCAAUUGUGUCGUGAACGAAGAUAUCCCUUCUUAAGGCUUGAUGGAACUACAUCUAUCAGUAAAAGACAAAAAUUGGUUAAUCGUUUUAAUGAUCCAUCUAAGGAUGAGUUUGCAUUUCUCUUGAGUAGCAAGGCUGGGGGUUGUGGCCUAAAUUUGAUAGGUGGAAAUCGACUUGUGUUGUUUGAUCCUGAUUGGAACCCUGCCAAUGACAAACAAGCUGCAGCAAGAGUCUGGAGGGAUGGACAAAAGAAGAGAGUUUACAUCUAUAGGUUUUUGAGUACAGGAACCAUUGAAGAAAAAGUAUACCAGCGUCAGAUGUCAAAGGAAGGGCUUCAGAAAGUUAUUCAGCAGGAGCAAUCGGAGUCUGAGGGGAACCUUCUUUCUACUGAAGAUCUAAGAGACCUGUUCACUUUUCAUGAGAAUGUGAGAUCUGAAAUUCAUGAGAAGAUGAGCUGCAAUCGUUGCCAAAACUAUGUGAUGCAAGUGGAUGCCAAACUUGAAACAAGCUAUGGAAGUCCAUCAUCUCAAUCUGAGGAAGAAGAUAUAGGGGGAUUUGCUAGAGUUUCUGGGUGCUUACAUAGAUUAAAAAGCUCGGAGAAACAGGUGGGGACGCCCAAAGAAGAAGAUUUAGCUAAUUGGGGUCACCAUCUAUUUCCACAGUCAAUACCUGAUACUAUUCUUCAGUCUUCAGCAGGGGAUGAGGUUUCAUUUGUUUUCACUAACCAAGUAGGCGGGAAACUUGUUCCACUUGAAUCAGCAGUAAGGUCAAACACAGAAGAAGGACGCCCCAAGAACCUGCUGAACUCAAAAGAAUUUUUUUUUCACAAAUCAACCUUGUCAUCUCAAAAUCAAGCACCAUUUCCUUUACUUUCUACCAAUGUGGUUCAGUACAGGAGCAGAUUAUCUAAUCCUUUCAAGCGUCUGCAGAAGCCCCCGGCAAAAGUAGUAAGACCUUCUGAAGGCGUGACAGUUGUAGCAUUGGAGCACAAAAUCAGCCCUCAAAAUCAAUUACCUCAAAAGAGAAUAUUUACUGAUGAUAAAAUUGACAAUGAUUUUGACUAAACUUUAGCUUCUUGGUAUGUUCUCUUUGGCAGUUUCCGUUUUUAUUAAUUCCUGAAAAAUUUCCCAGUCAUCUACUGAACAAUGCAAAUUCUCAUCACUAUCAUUUCAUAAGAUUCUGAUUAGAACUUUUCUUUGACUGGUUCAUAUACUCAUUAACAGUUGCACUGAUUAGCAUCCAACUGUUGCUGCCAUUUAUGUUUCAACAUCUCCUUUAGUUAAAGACUUUAAUGCAGAAACUUCCUCAGUUUUUUCUU